AUGGCGUCCCAACACAUCCUAGCCACGCCGCCCUCCAAAGACGCCAUGCUCAAUUCCUUCCUCGAAAUCACCCGCAACUACAAGGGCGUCUUUGCCGCGUGCAACCUCGAGGCGGAAAUGCCCCUGCUUUGGAACCUCGCAUGCAGGGAGCCGCCCGCCGUGUUCGCGGCCGUCAACGCCCACUUUUCAGCCCAAGUACACGCUUUUUUCAACGCACUGCACGACCUCGAGGACAUGGCAGACAAACCGUCCUCGGACGACCUGGAACUCCUCCGUCGCGACGAAUGGCUUCGGCCCAUCAUCAGCAUCACCAACCAGUCUUUCCACAACCCCGAAGACUGCGUGCACCGCUGCUACCACACUCGCCGCCUCACUGUCCAAAACCCGGACAGCCUACCUCUCCUCAACCGCGUCAUCCAACUGCGCAUCUUCCACGAGGAGGCUUACAACCAAGAUACGGCCAACAUGCGGCCCGUCUCCAUGCGCACGCCCCUCGAACUCGCCACCCGCCUCCCUCGCCUUCGCGAGCUAGAGUGCCCCUGGCUAUGGGAGCGUUUUCCCAUUGCCUUCACAUCUCGGGCAAUGCGCAGAAUUACCCGCGUCUGGGAGGGUCCUUGGCGCGAUGCCCGCGUCGAGUUCGGGCGGGGUGUACGCCAUGUCAUGCCCUUGUUGCCGUCCUCCCUCACCAAGGUCCGUCUCUGGUUCUGGCAGACCAACGCCUAUGGGAAUGAGGACCAGGCGGUGCAGAUGCCUGACCUUGUCGGCGCGUCGUCGCCGCCGACCAAUGAGUUUGAAGACAUGGACCCUGUGUCUGUUGGGCUGCGAGACCUGGGGAGUCACCUGGAGGAACUAGACGUCAUCGCGCUCAUCACCCCCGAUCUUUUCCAUUCUAGUGGUGACGGUUUGUUAUGGCCGCGAAUGCUGCAUCUCAAAGUAGAAUUCCACCCCUGUGCGCCUAACGGCAGCUGGUACUUUUCCGGCCCGAGAGGCGAGAAUCCCCACGUAACAGGAUUCGCCAUCAUAAGAGAGGAGCACUACCCGCCUGAACGCCCGGAAUACGACGACGAGACGCACGCCUUGUGGGAUGACGAGGAGGAUGAGUACUGGGGUGACGAUGGCAUAUACGAACACUACUCGCCCGAUAUGUUCCGCAUACGCCCCAUCGUGGAGCGCAUCAACCCUUUGCUCUUAGCGUUUGCCUUAUCUCUGCAACGGCAAAAGAUGCCCUCCCUUCAAGACGCUGAGCUAUUUACGUGGCUUACGUGGCGGCCCUCGAAGGACCGGGUGCAAGAGUAUGAAGGGAGUGCUGAGGUGCCUCCUACUUCAGGUGGAGACGAGACGGUGAUGUUCCGAUGGGGGGUGAGAUACGAUGCGCCUAAAGGAGGUGAGAAAGGAAAAGUGACGUGGCAGGUCGGUGAGGACUGGAGGCCGGAGGAAGAAGUCAUUGCGGCGUUUGAGGAUCUUGUGGGCGGGGAGGAGGAGAACAUAGAGUGGAAAGUGUUUGAGUUUAUGGAGGAGAGGGAGCAAGAUGUGGAAGCCUUUAUCCCGUGA
Talaromyces rugulosus is the source of this 1551-nucleotide messenger RNA. RefSeq lists its product as uncharacterized. NCBI's taxonomy places the organism in Eukaryota, Fungi, Ascomycota, Eurotiomycetes, Eurotiales, Trichocomaceae. The transcript has a single exon. The coding region runs from base 1 to 1551 and encodes 516 amino acids. The record is from RefSeq and is a predicted model, not a curated record.